UUCCAUUUCUCCUCUUUAACCUCUGACAUCGCAUCCCAUCUUCAACCCUCAGUUGUCGGCCCUCGUUUCGCGUUCCAGUCGUUCCUCAGUGGAACAGCAUUCCGGAACAGCCCCAACUCAAGCUCGACCUUCUGUUCAUCUGACAUCUGCUCCGCUCCGCUUCACCCGGCCUCCUGUUGACUCCCCGGUCCAUUUCACUGCUCUCUCUCUUUCCUUCUCUGCUUUGAGCCGUUGGACACGUCAACGGCUGCAGGAGAGACGAGCAAAACACGGAGUAAGACAACAAUAAGUCAUGUCUCUUUUUCUUGAAAACAAUUAACCCAAACUCCCCAUCAACUUUAUCAUUUUUAUCAACUCGACAUCCUUCUUACUUGCUUUCCCGCGCACACGUCGUCAACCCUAUCCUGCCGAAGCUUCCUUCACCGGCAUCUCCUUGUUCCACUUAAACUAAACGGCCAUUCCGGCUACCAACCUGCAAUUGCCUUUAUUACGACAACUUCCCACAUCUGACCAUCCACUGAUUCUACCGCCAUUCCACAUUCUCUCCCCCUCCUGCUCAUCUACGUACCGGGCUGCGAGGGCCCAUCGUUUGCCGACUCUACCCCUACCCUGAACUCACAGCACUCGUGCAUCCUCAGCAACGCCUUUCUUGCCUGCCUGCCUGCCCGCAAGCACUGCCCCUCAUUCCAGAGAAAGCAUAUCCCGGGCAGCCCGCCGAUAAGACCGAUAGCGGUCAGAAGCACAACUGAGGGGCAUCGCUGCACCCACCACCUAUCCAGAGCCAGUCGCAGUCAUGGGUUUGGUCCAUGUGCCAGGAAGACGCUCCAGAGCGUCCAGCCUCACCAGCAACCGGUCGAGCGUAGACGAGGCCAGGGGAGCCGCCGCUGCCGAAGAUGAUGAUACCCUUGUGGUCGAGCCCGACCAGGGCAACGUGCUUGGGCAUAUUAUCUCCCAGCUGCGGCCCGGAGCCGAUUUGAGUCGCGUCGUCCUGCCGACUUUCAUUCUGGAGCCCCGUAGCAUGCUCGAGAGAAUUACCAACUUCAUGUGCCACCCCGAAAUGCUCCUCCCGAUACCCGAGAUUGACGAUCCUGUCCUGCGGUUCGUUUCCGUUGUCAAGUUCUACCUGAGUGGAUGGCAUAUUAGACCUCCGGGGGUGAAGAAGCCACUCAACCCAAUCCUCGGCGAGAUAUUCACCUGUUACUGGGACUUGCCCGACAACACGAAAGCCUACUAUGUCUCCGAGCAAACGUCGCAUCACCCGCCCAAAUCGAGCUACUUUUACAUGGUCCCCGAACACCACAUCCGCGUCGAUGGCACCCUCAAGCCCAGGAGCAAGUUUCUGGGGAACUCAGCCGCAAGCAUGAUGGAAGGCACCGCGGUUUUGUCUCUGCUCAACAGGGGCAAGGACAAGAUGAAGGGCGAGCGAUACAUCCUAACACAGCCCAACAUGUACGCUCGAGGCAUUCUCUUCGGAAAGAUGAAGUAUGAGUUGGGAGACCAUAGCUUCGUGCGCUGCCCGGAACUAGAUCUGGUCGCCGACAUUGAGUUCAAGACCAAGGGCUGGGUCAGUGGCACUUACAACGCGAUUGGCGGAUUCAUCAAACACGAGAGUACCGGUGAGGUCCUGUACGAGCUGUCAGGGCUCUGGAGCGAGGAGAUGUAUGUCAAAGAUGUCAAGACCGGGCACAAGGAAAUGUUCUUCAAUGCGAGAAGGUCAAAACCUAGCAACCCUCUGGUCCGGCCGAUUGAGGAGCAGGACGAGCGUGAGUCUCAGAAGCUUUGGUUUGCGACAGCCCAGGCAGUGAAGGACCGCAACCAUGAACUCGCAACGGACGAGAAGACCAAGGUCGAAGAUAGGCAACGUGAGGAGCGGGAAAUCAGAGCACGUGAAGGCGUCGAAUGGCAACCCAGGCUCUUUCGGAGCGUCCAGGGUGGGCCUGGUGCUCCUGAAGCAGAAGAGGAAGAACUGGAAUGGAUCAUCAAUGCCAAGAUUGACAGCAGCAACCCGCAAAAGCAAACCGAGCAGAUCCUGGCCAUCUACCCCAUUCUUCCAGGACAGAAACCAUUCGCGACGGGGGCCAUUCCUCCUCAUAAGCCCUCGGUCGCUGAGGCUCCUGUGGAACAAGCUCUAGCUGGAAAAUCCUCAGUCGUCCAGCAGCAAGUUGGCGGGAACGACUUGAUCGACUUUGGCGAUGCUCAGGCCACUACUCCUUCCGCGUCUACCUUCUCCGCGCCGGCCGAUACCCCCCCGGCCGCGCAAGCAUCGCGGAGCGGCUCCGGGGACAUCCAGAGCAUGCUCAAUAAGACGGGAUCGCAGCCUGCCGAUGGCCCAUUGAUGGACUUCACCACAGACAUGAAGAAAAACGUCCCACCACUGAAGAGGGCUGACACCAGUCAGGACAGCUUCCACGACGCUCUCGAGUCAAACUAAACUAGAUCGAGCUUCAAUCAAGGGGGUUUCCCCGUCUGGCGGACGUGUCACAUCCACUUUCAUUCAUCAUGGGAGGAAACCUCUGGCUAAAGAGAAGGGGUCGCGGGGGCAUGACACGAAUUUAGUGCACUGGCGAAAAUUGGGAUUUUGGUAGAAAAGGGAUACCUCUGUAGAUACGUGUAGCAUUGUUUACGGACUAGCAAUAUUGGCAUUCAACUGCGAUA
This is a messenger RNA of Colletotrichum destructivum, 2655 nucleotides long. RefSeq names its product Putative oxysterol-binding protein. The coding region runs from base 794 to 2431 and encodes 545 amino acids. The record is from RefSeq and is a predicted model, not a curated record. Gene Ontology annotation, molecular function: sterol binding. Gene Ontology annotation, cellular component: cytosol; cortical endoplasmic reticulum; intracellular membrane-bounded organelle. Gene Ontology annotation, biological process: piecemeal microautophagy of the nucleus; endocytosis; exocytosis. NCBI's taxonomy places the organism in Eukaryota, Fungi, Ascomycota, Sordariomycetes, Glomerellales, Glomerellaceae. The transcript has 8 exons.